AUGAGUCAAACAUGUGAAUGGAAAAAUGAGGUCAUAAAGAAGCAGGCCCAAAAAGAACGAGAGAAAGACGUGGAAAAACGAUGGGCAGACGUGAUGUCUAAGAACGGUGAGGGAGCUCCUGAAUGGUUAAAAGAAGCUGCUAUGAAGAAAAAACAGAAACAAAGUUUGAAACAGAAAGAUGAGAAUUUAGCUCCAUGGCUAAAAGAAGUUCAGAAGAAGAAUGCCGGUUUAGCAAGAAGGAUAUCCGAUGCCACAAAUUGUGAAAUUGAAAGUAAUCUGGGCUGA
Schistosoma margrebowiei is the source of this 285-nucleotide messenger RNA. The record is from the annotation of a GenBank genome assembly. Lineage: Eukaryota; Metazoa; Platyhelminthes; Trematoda; Strigeidida; Schistosomatidae.